Molecule: messenger RNA, 471 nt
Organism: Perkinsus marinus ATCC 50983
Lineage: Eukaryota; Perkinsozoa; Perkinsida; Perkinsidae
Exons: 1
Coding region: 1-471 (156 amino acids)
Source: RefSeq, a predicted model, not a curated record
AUGCGUGAUCAAGCUGUGAUGACUGACGCCAUGGUUUCGGCACAUGUUGACGACUCGACUGCCCUUACUACUAUUGAGGCUACUAACAACUACUACGAUAACGACGCUGAUGAUGCUUCAAUUGACACCGACAACUCCUAUGGUCCCGGUCAACCAAAAGACGACGAGUCCUUACAAGAAUAUUUACAUGGUCCUCGUCCAGCCUUUGACUACUUUGGAUUCUCUGUCGAAGCCCUUUUUCUCACAUUAGACGGAAGCGCCGACUCCUUUGAGUUUCACCGUCACCACGACCCUUACCGCGUGUUCGAGCCUCGCCCUUGUCCAUUGGUUAGUUUUAUUCCCCACGCCGAUGUCGACAUGCACGUCUCUUACCCCCACAAGGUGCGUGAUGCUACCGGUGCUCUCAAAGACCUCGGCUGGAUUGACGACUUCGACUUGGACCCAAAUACUGACCCUUGCCGCUUUUACUAG